AUGGAUAAUGAAGAGAGCCAAAAUGUGGUCGAGGAGAAGCAGCAGACUUUGAAUUCAUCAGUUGUAAAUAUCGACGAAAGCAGUGAUGUAUUCAAUCAAACUUGUGUCGAUCUCUCUAAUAAAAAUAUGCAAAGAUUACCAAAUAUUCGUAAAAAUUAUCCCCUAAUGAGAGAAAUAAAUAUUUCUCACAAUCGGCUGAAAUUUGUCAAUAACUUGUCGAAAUUUACAGCUUGUCAAAAGAUUGAUACAAGUUUCAAUGCUAUAGAGCGGUUUUCAUGUUUUUUACCACUUGCCAGCGUUCUAAAAUAUCUUAAUAUUUCACACAAUGUUGUGAGUAAUUGCAACAAUUUGGUAGCUUUAACACAAUUGGUUUGGCUUGAUAUGUCAUACAAUCAUAUUCAGGCUCUCCCAACACUGGAUCGUUUGGAAAACUUGACUUAUUUAAAUAUUUCAAGCAAUCGACUGUGCAUUUUACCCAAUCUGCAUAGAUUAUUGUCCUUAAAAACAUUGAUUGUGCAUGAUAAUAAAAUAAGCACAUUAUCAAAUGUUGGUCGAACAAUACCACUAUAUUUACAAGAUCUAGACAUUGGAGCGAAUGUGAUCAUAGAUCUACGAGAGGCUCAAAAUUUAUCAUGUUUGCGAAGCAUACAGUCUUUAGUAUUUGAAAAGAAUCCUUGCGUUGAUCUCGAGGGUCGCACAUUUUCGUAUCGUCCUUAUUUAUACUCUUGUUGUCUUGAACGCUUACAAAUCAUAGAUGGGCAGGAACUUAGUGAAACGGAAAUAAUCAAAGGCAUUCAUUUUGUGAUCCUUGAUGAGUUAAAAAGAGAAGAACUGCACACUCAAGCUAAAGUACGUCGCAUGGGAACACAUGCUGAGUUAUGUGCCUAUCUGGAAAAAAACUGUCCAGAAGACUAUCAUCAUUCUUUUUCCCAUGAUGACAGCCGUUUGAUGAAGGUUUUGAAAAAAAGACGCGAAUACGUCUCACGACUUAAAGAUGAUGCAACAAGUGACGAAUCAAUGGCGAACACCGCUUCACCAUACAGAGAAUGGCUUCAUAAAUCGGCUUCUUCAGUGCUAAAUAGUUCCAAACUUUCUCUUCAUUGCUCACAACAAAAAGAAAAUUGUGCUCCUCUCGACUUAAAUCAUUUAGUUUCUCAGCCCACAGGAUCUACAGCGACUCCUCCAACUUCGGCAACUUCUAAUAUUUCAUCUCCCUUUCUCAGUAUAUCUGCUCCUUCGUUUUCGCAUUCUACUCCAGUUAGAUCUUGUAUUCAGUUAGUUUUUCGUUUUGCACUACUUUUUUUACGUUUGUUAAUAUUUAUUAAGCAAAAAAAUAGUUUACAAGUUCCUGCUGUUCCAAAGUUACCAACACCUGGUUUGAAUCGUUAUAUUACUCAUAAACAGUGCGAGGAAAUUUCUUUCGUUAGUGCCUGCAAAAGUCAGUACAGCGAAAAGGAAAAAGCAGCAGUCCUCACUAUUGAAUCAUGGUGGAGAAAUAUGCAAUUUCGACGAAUGUCUGAACUUCCAUUUCUUAAAAAACGUCUUGAGCUUUGUGAAAAGAAGCUUGAAGAAUAUAAGGGCAUUAUGGAGAAAUUGAAUAGGCAGUGUAAUUAUUUAGCGCGAACUUUAGAGGAUGUCCAGAAUACUAUGAAACAGCGCAUAGAGAAAGUGACUGAAGCAUGUAACGAGACUCGUGAGCUCGUGAUUAAUAAAUUACUACCCGUUCCCAGUGAGUUAAAUUACAUCCGCCAAUCGCAAGAUGAGAUCAUGCUUGACUGGGUGAACCAUCAAAUGCAGGAAGAACCGACAGGUUACCAGAUAUUCGUCAAUGGUAUGCUCUGUGGUACUGUUCGAGGGCAUCGAAAGAAAGUUAUCAUUAAAGAUUUAAAUCCUGGAAUAAAAUCUGAAAUAAGAAUAGUUAGCCUGUAUCAUCAGUUUAGUGGAGUUCCUUCAAAGGAUCUAGUAGUUCCUCCAUUUGAUCAGGAACCAAAUGGAUAA
This is a messenger RNA of Thelazia callipaeda (thelaziosis nematode), 1998 nucleotides long. The record is from the annotation of a GenBank genome assembly. Lineage: Eukaryota; Metazoa; Nematoda; Chromadorea; Rhabditida; Thelaziidae.